Messenger RNA from Symbiodinium necroappetens, 1182 nucleotides. The record is from the annotation of a GenBank genome assembly. NCBI's taxonomy places the organism in Eukaryota, Dinophyceae, Suessiales, Symbiodiniaceae.
AUGGCGGUUUCGGGCAAAACUCGGGCACUGUCGCGACCGACCAGCGCCUCGACUCGGCCACCCAGUGCAGGAAGCGUGCGAGAAGGAUCUCCCGGUCUUUCGAGUCUGAGUCAGCGGCCGACCAGUGCUGGGAGCACCUCCGCCGCCUCCGCCUCUCUAUAUCGACCAACCAGCGCCGGCACUGUGCAAGGCUCCGAAGUGUCGAGCAGGCCUGUCAGUGCCAAAAGCCAGGCUGGCCCGAUCAACACAACCACAUGCAGAGCUUCCCUGGAAGCGGAGGAGUCCGUGAAUACUGGGCACACAGCACGAGGUGAUUCACCAUCAAGAGGCGGUCGGCUUCUGGGCCCGCAUUCGCAAGACAAUGCUAUAACUCAAAGCUCCGACUUCUCCCGCCGCGCAGUCGAGGAGGAACUGCAGCAACCAGUCCUAACACCUAUUCCAAACUCGAUAGCAACACCGCUGGAGAGGCAGAUGGGCACUGCAAUCGGACUGAAAGGCAGAAAUCGGUUGGUGCCUCGACUUCCCCGUGAUGUCGUACAGUGCCUGCACGGUCAGAACUGUUGUUGGCGGUGGUUGGCGAGAGCAGCCAUGGAAGAGAUAUACUGCGGGAGCUUGGCAUGCGUGAGCCUUGCGGAUGGUGUGACCAUGAUGAAGGAGGAGCUGGUCAUGCUUAGGGAGGAGCAUGCCAUGAAGGAGACAGAGCGAGGUCGUGCGGAGGCCGCUGAAGAAAAUCUCGCCUCCUUGAAGCAGCAGUUGGCUGCAGCUAAAGUUGAUCACAAGGAGUUCAGGGCCCUUGAGCGAGCUCACGGUCAUUUACAAGAGGAGGCUGCUUCCCUCCGAGUGUCCCGAGGAAGCCUCCUGGCUCAGCUGGAAGUACAGAAGAAGGAUUCGGCACGCGAAAUAGAGGCGAUCAAUGGCAAGGCCGAUGCUGAAGCAUCAGCCCUACGCCUUAGAGCAGAACACGCGGAGACGGAGCUCGCGAAAUUGCAGGCAACCGAAAGUGAGCUACGGCAAACAGUGGCAGGGCUGAUCCAGGGAAGGGAAGAGGCAGACAGGAAGAAGCUGUCAACAGUUGGGCCCCGCCGUUUCAGGGCUCGCCGAGGAAGAAAAAGUAGCACGAAAAAGGAUUCUGGCUCGCGCUCCCAAUCUCGGCGAGGGGGCAAGCAACGCGGGCGACGCUAA